CUGUUGUGCUUGUUACACGAGUUUUCUCUCUCCAACCUCUGUGUGUCUCUGCCGAUCUCACACACACAAGAGACGACAAGCAGGAAGUAGAAAAAAAAGCAGACAGCAGCUGAUGAAAAUAAGGAAGUAAACGCUGUCGGAUUGGAGCUGAAGCCUCUCUUCUGCUUUAAAGUCAAAGUUGAUCAGUCGACAGCCCAAUAAUAGAAUUCAAGGCACAGCGGCUUUGCUAAGGAAGCUAGCCGUCAAGCUAAUACCUCCACUGACUCUGCAUUACCUCAAAACAAGCCCCAGACAGAAAGAAAGCAGAGGGGGAGAGGAAGACACAGACGAAAUUAUUAUCAGCCACCAUGGACCACAAAGGGGAAUCACAGGAAGGAGCCAUAGGGGUGAAACAGGAGGAGCUGCCACAGAUGGACGGGUCAUGUGAUGCGUGCGAGCCUGAUGAGGCCCAACCAGCCACACAAGUGUGCCAUGCCUGCAGCUUUGCCUUCUGCCCUGUCCACGCUGAAAGACACGCCAGCAGGACACAUCAUCCACUAAUGCCUUAUAACCAUGAGGGAACACAGGCUAAUGGACCUGGCACCAACAGAGACUCUAGAGUUGGAAGUGAAGCUGAGGAUGAGGCUGAUGCGGAGAGGGCAGCUGGAAUGGGCGCAAAUCAGGAGAUGGCACCGCUUGGAGUGGCAGUGGCUAAUGGGGAUGAGAAUGGUGAUGCUAAGGAAAGAGAGGGAGCCCAGAAUGGUCUGCAGCUGGCAGCUGAGCUGGGUAACGGAGCUGGGGGUGCAGAGGCAGGGCAGGAGGCCAUGGCUGCUGGAGAGGCUGGGAAGAGGGACACUGUAACAGUAGAGAGACUGCGCUGCAAGGAGCAUGAGCAGGAAGGCUCCCUCUACUGUAAACCAGAUGAGAAGAUAAUCUGCGUGGUGUGUGCUGUGCAGGGUGAGCACAAGGAUCAUGAGAUCAUUACUCUGCAUGAGGCCUAUGUGUGGCAGAAGAGCAGGCAGGGCUACGACCUGCUGGGCUGUACACAACAGAUGGCUGAGAAGAUCAAGACCAAGUGGACCAACCCUGAGAUGUCCACAGAGGAGCUAGAGGCCUAUGUGAACAGCCAGUUCGACGAGCUCCGCAAACUGGUGCGUCUGGAGGAGAAGAGGACCCUUCACCUGGUAGACCUCAAAGAGGCGUUCUUGACGGCGUCUGCUGCAGAGAAGAUCGCAGAGAUCACUGUCCAAACAGAGCGGCUGCAGGAGGAGAUGGCUAACAUCACACACCAGCUAUGCCUGCUGGAACAAGCCGAGGCACAGGCAAUAGGUCCUGCGGCGGUAGCAGAGGUCCUCGUAGCAGGGCCUGCACCAGCCCACAGAAUGAUGCACGACAUUGAGGCCAGGCCAAGGCUUCCAGAGCCGAGGGCAGACCCCAUCGACCCACGGGACUUUGAUGACAAUGAUUCUGGACCAUCCAUGGACCACGCCCCCUGAUUUCAGCGACACCAGACUCUUCCUACAUCCAACUGUCCUUCAAUGUCUGCUUCAGCCAGCCAUCAGCCCCUUUGAGCUGUCAGGCUGGCCCUCGCUCUGUCAGCCUUCCCCCUUUUACCACCCCCUCCCCUCCCGGCGCCUGCUGGCAGAGAACUGACCUUGAAGAAGGCUGCGGUGACAAAUAUGGAUGGCCAUGUCUUUUCUGCUCUCAAACUUUUUUAAUUCCUCACUCGCUACUAACUUUCUUUAAUUGAAGCACACAAGUUAUGUGCAAUCAAUUACCAUCAGGCUCAAUUUCCACAGCCAGUCAGAUCCUUGGCUUACUGGUGAGCCUGGCUGACUCAGAGAGGAAGCCCGGGUAGGCAGCAGAGCGGAGCAUCUGUUAAGCCCAACAGAUGUCAGGAAUGGGAAAUUCGGUGACAUGGUGCGCUUCACUCUUCAUUUAUUCGCAAUAUCAUUUCGGUUCUGUUGUUUUGACAAACACUGUGGCCGCUCGCAGACAUAGAAAGGGAACAUUUGUCAGAUGCCACAAUGCCUUACAUCGUUGAGAGAAUAUAUUAUAAGAGCUGUUCUGGGUAUGAUAUUUUUAUUGUUUUAAAAAAAAAAAAAAAAAUACAGGAAAUCUGUGUCUCUAGCUUCUGAUCUUUAAUGUCGUCUCUGAUGCUUUCCAUCAUCCCGUUGCGUUCACCCCUCCUUCCUCUACAUCCCCUGCCUUACCCGCUGAUUCUUUAUGCUUGUAGAUUUGGCACACUUCCUUUUGUGCUUGUCAGAUCUAUUAUCAGAAGCGGGGGACAUUUUGACACCUAUUGAUUGGUGAAUGUUGCUGAGUCUUUGUUAGGUGAAAAUCGAACUGUAAUUUGACUGUGCAAAAUAGCACUCCGCAGUAUCAGCUCUCUGUGUACUGUAAUGUAAAGGCUCAUUACUCCUGGCCAAUCUGCAGCAUAUGACGGAUUACCGUCCGGACAAGCAUAUGCACUUUCUACCUUGACCCGCUCAGCCAUAGCUUGCAUUCAUGAUGUACCACCGCAAGUCUGUCUGUAUCAGCAAUUUGUUUUAAUAUGAUUGAUUCUGUUGCCUUAAAUUUAAAAUUGAAAGCUGUGUCACCCAUUAUACGUGGGACAUGUUUGACAACAACAUGACUUCACCACACUAAGAUGCACUGAGAGUUGUAUACUUACCCAAGGGAAAUGUUGUUUUGUCAACAGCCUAUUGAAAUAACUCCAACAGCUCAUUCGUUAUUCCAGUGUAACAACAGACAGACAGCAGUCUGUCUGUCUGAUGUUUCCUUUUGUUUUUAUUUGUCUAUUUUUUUCUUAAAUCUAUAAAUAAACAACCUGUUUUUUA
Molecule: messenger RNA, 2819 nt
Organism: Seriola dumerili (greater amberjack)
Lineage: Eukaryota; Metazoa; Chordata; Actinopteri; Carangiformes; Carangidae
Gene: trim44
Product: tripartite motif containing 44
Exons: 6
Coding region: 348-1475 (375 amino acids)
Molecular function (GO): zinc ion binding
Source: RefSeq, a predicted model, not a curated record